GCCGAAUGGUUUGGGCCUUUUCUGUUUGAAGGCAGCCGCAGGCCGGUCCAUAUAAUAUAGGGUUUACACGAUCAAUAAUAAAUAUAUUGAGAACAUAAAAAGGUGGUUUCUAGGGUUUGAGUGCAUUUUGAAGUUGCUCACAGUUGAGACGGCAGCGCCGAUACAGUAGCCAUGGUUCACGUAAACUUUUACCGCAACUAUGGUAAGACGUUCAAGAAGCCUCGCCGUCCAUAUGAGAAGGAACGUUUGGAUGCCGAACUCAAGCUUGUUGGAGAGUAUGGGCUACGAUGUAAGAGGGAACUCUGGAGGGUUCAAUAUGCUUUGAGCCGUAUUCGUAAUGCUGCAAGGAAUCUGCUAACCCUUGAGGAGAAGGAUCCUCGCCGAAUCUUUGAGGGAGAGGCUCUCCUCCGCAGGAUGAAUAGAUAUGGAUUAUUGGAUGAGAGCCAGAACAAACUCGAUUAUGUCUUGGCUUUGACUGUGGAGAACUUCCUUGAGCGUCGUCUUCAGACCCUUGUCUUUAAGACUGGCAUGGCGAAGUCCAUUCACCAUGCUCGUGUUCUUAUUAGGCAAAGGCAUAUCAGGGUUGGAAGACAGGUGGUUAACGUACCUUCAUUCAUGGUGAGGGUAGAUUCACAGAAGCACAUUGAUUUCUCUCUUACUAGCCCAUUUGGAGGUGGCCGUCCUGGAAGAGUGAAGAGAAGGAACAUGAAGGCAGCUUCAAAGAAGCAAUCUGGUGGAGAUGGAGAUGAGGAGGAUGACGAAUAAGUAGUUAAGUUUGGCAUCAAUUAGGACCCUCUGAGACCGAGUAGUAACUCUUUUGCAUUGCCUAGUGUCGGAUUAUAUUAAAGGUUUUGGAUUUUGUCUACUCAGGUUCUCUCUUAUGAAUGGUGGCUAGAAAAGCUUUUGUCAUUUGAUAUUCGUUAAAGUACUAGUCAGACAGAUAAUUUUAAAAUGGUGAACUAGUUUUUCUUUUUCA
Molecule: messenger RNA, 976 nt
Organism: Daucus carota subsp. sativus
Lineage: Eukaryota; Viridiplantae; Streptophyta; Magnoliopsida; Apiales; Apiaceae
Product: small ribosomal subunit protein uS4y
Exons: 3
Coding region: 172-765 (197 amino acids)
Biological process (GO): ribosomal small subunit biogenesis; translation
Cellular component (GO): cytosolic small ribosomal subunit
Molecular function (GO): structural constituent of ribosome; rRNA binding
Source: RefSeq, a predicted model, not a curated record